Molecule: messenger RNA, 831 nt
Organism: Populus euphratica (Euphrates poplar)
Lineage: Eukaryota; Viridiplantae; Streptophyta; Magnoliopsida; Malpighiales; Salicaceae
Product: secoisolariciresinol dehydrogenase-like
Exons: 2
Coding region: 1-831 (276 amino acids)
Molecular function (GO): oxidoreductase activity, acting on the CH-OH group of donors, NAD or NADP as acceptor
Source: RefSeq, a predicted model, not a curated record
AUGUCAACCACUGCGUUUAUCUCUAGCAUAGCCAAAAGGCUUCAAGGAAAGGUAGCCUUAAUCACCGGCGGCGCUAGUGGUAUUGGUGAAUGCACCGCAAAAGUCUUCUCUCACCAUGGAGCUAAAGUAAUAAUUGCUGAUAUCCAAGACGAAUUAGGCCAUUCAGUUGUCGAGGCCCUAGGUCCUUCAAACUCCACCUACGUGCGUUGCGAUGUCACCGAAGAGGCCCAGAUAAAAAAUGUUGUGGACACAGCUAUCUCAACCUAUGGCAAGCUAGAUAUAAUGCUCAACAAUGCUGGCAUUGCCGAUGACAAUAAAUCACGCAUAAUCGACAACGAAAUGGCUGAUUUUGAACGUGUUCUUAAGAUUAACGUGACCGGAGUUUUCCUCGGCAUCAAGCAUGCAGCCCGCGUCAUGAUCCCAGCACGCAGUGGCACCAUAAUUUCAACUGCUAGUGUAAGCUCACUACUUGGUGCGGCAGCUUCACAUGCAUACUGUUGCUCAAAACAUGCUGUGUUAGGACUGACAAGAAAUGCCGCAGCUGAGCUUGGACAGUUCGGCAUUAGGGUUAAUUGCUUAUCUCCUUACGCGCUCGCAACUCCUUUAGCAAGGAAAUUUAUUGGGGUGGAUGAUGAUGAGGCGCUUGAAAUUGCGAUGAAUUCAUUUGCUAAUCUGAAGGGUGUGACCCUUAAGACAGAAGAUGUUGCCAAUGCAGCUCUUUAUCUAGCCAGUGAUGAGGCAAGAUACAUUAGCGGGCAUAAUUUAUUUAUAGAUGGAGGCUUCAGCGUUCAAAACCCGACAUUCCAGAUGUUUCAGUAUCCAGAUUCUUGA